ACGGCGGAUGCGAAAUAAAAUGAAACUUGUUUGUGUAGAUCGAAAUUUCAUAAAAAGUAUUAAAAUUUGUUUUUCAAAUGGCGAAACCACCGGAAGUAGAAUGACACGCGAUAACAAGAAAUAUCGAAAUUACAAUUGAAUAACGAACGGAAAAAAGAAACCAUUGCUUUGGCUAUCAAAAAUUCAACACGUAAAUCAUCUUAAGUUUGGAUCAAAAUUUCUAAAGUCACUGAUUCUCAUUCCGCCUCUAAUAAUUCGAAUGACGUAAUUUUAACAAAAGUCUCAACGCUGCUUGCAUAUUAAGAUACCCCUAUUAAUCGGAAAACAGAUUGUUCCUGCAGAAGAUAGUUCACGAUAGAGCGAUAUGAAUAGUGACACUCAGUCAAUGAAUGCUUCUAAAUAUGAAAAACUGGUAAAAGAACCUAACACGCAAAUCAAUAGGUGUAACAAUCUCGACAAUCAGGUAAUAUUCUCGUGAAGGAUCGAAAUAUAUAGUAGUGUAACGUUAAAAUGUACAUUCAGGUAACCAAUACUCGUCAAAUAUUCGACAAUCUAAAUCAAUCUAUUCAACGAAAACAGAAACCGGAUUCUAGUUUAACAUCCCAUACAUCACCUUCAUCUACAAAUAAUAUCAAUGCCAUAACAAGUAAAUGCAAAACCCAUAAAUUAGUGGACAGCAAACAAGUUUCGAGACAAUUUCAUCAAUUCGACAAGAAGACAUUUCUUCUUGAUACUUAUGCUCGUAUCGUUGCUAACAAUAACAGGCGUUGCCCUAAGAGAUUACGUGAACUCGCUAAACCAAAGAGACAAGCACAUAGCGAUCAGAAUGACUACGCUGCGAAUUUCGAUUUAAACUACGGCCAUGUGACUAAAACUUGCCGUGCGGAAGACAAACGCAACUUAAAAGAGUAAAAAAAGAAAUAGUUUAUAAUAGCUCAUUGUGACAGAAUAUUUUAAACAAUUUCUCAUGCAACAAUUUAGCGUGAUUAC
Molecule: messenger RNA, 990 nt
Organism: Temnothorax curvispinosus
Lineage: Eukaryota; Metazoa; Arthropoda; Insecta; Hymenoptera; Formicidae
Exons: 2
Coding region: 511-912 (133 amino acids)
Source: RefSeq, a predicted model, not a curated record